Anneissia japonica is the source of this 2809-nucleotide messenger RNA. RefSeq names its product josephin-2-like. Lineage: Eukaryota; Metazoa; Echinodermata; Crinoidea; Comatulida; Comatulidae. Gene Ontology annotation, molecular function: cysteine-type deubiquitinase activity. Gene Ontology annotation, biological process: protein deubiquitination. The record is from RefSeq and is a predicted model, not a curated record. The transcript has 4 exons. Bases 132 to 695 code for a protein of 187 amino acids.
UAUCGUAGUCAACAAAUGAACCAGUCGAAUAAGCCCAAUCCCCAGUAGUAACUCCUGAGGGCGCACUCCACCGUGUAUGUCAUUGGAAUUCCUUGUCGAUGUAGGCCUAACCUAGGCCUAGAGAGGUUUUUAUGAUGUCUUUAGAUCAGCACAAGGUGUACCAUGAGAAGCAGCGAUGGGAAAUGUGUGCACUGCAUGCUCUGAAUAACAUCUUUCAAGAUGGAAAGGCAUUCAAUAAACAAAAACUAGAUGAGAUCUGUCAAAGAUUGGCUCCAAGUACUCGCCCAAAUCCUCACAAAAGCAUGUUGGGGCUGGGGAAUUAUGACGUUAAUGUAAUAAUGGCUGCGUUGCAACUGAAAGAAUGUGAAGCUGUGUGGUGGGACAAGAGAAGAAAUCCCAGUGAAUUAAAUUUGCCGAACAUCAUUGGCUUCAUAGUGAACACAACAUCACCAAUCCAAUUCGGAUACGUUGACUUACCUUUCAAACGCAAGCACUGGAUAGCACUUCGCCAAGUUGACAACACUUACUACAACCUAGAUUCAAAGCUAUCAAAACCAGUUGUGAUAGGCUCCCCAGAAGAGCUCCUAGAUUACUUAAAGAACGGAAUGAACUUAAAAAGUUGGGAACUCCUUCUUGUGGUCUCGCAACAAGUUUCUGAGACGAGGACUUGGUUGAAAUCAAGUGAUCAGUUAUAGGAUUACUGUUAAGACGGGCACUCCCUGCGGCCAAUGUUUGUUCGCCGAUACGAUUAUAUGGACGCAACGCCACAAUGCGCAUACUACGGAUCUUUUUUAAUGACGAUCCCAUCAGACUGUCUUUCUAAAAUCAGCAGAUGGUGUCACGUCAUCUAGUGCUCAACGGGAGCAGAGUUAGAAUCGUCGAACAAUCGUCGCAUGACCGUCCUAUGGCACAGUGCGUGUCUGGCUUUACGCAUCGAUUUUCGUAUGCGCUGGGAGUUUUCGUCAGAGCUUGGAGUUUACUUGAGAACUUUGUAUUCUGUUUUCAUGGAAAUUAUUUAUUUUUGUUAUUGAUAGGAUGCGCGUAUAAACGCGUAUUAUAUUUAUCAAAAUGUAUAUGGGAUACUUAAUCAUGAAAAGUAAAGUGGCGGAUACUAUUGUAGGGGCAGCAAAACAAGCACUCACCCUCCCAAACAGCAAACAGAAGUUCUUGAAAUGGACAAAGCUCUAAAGUUUUCAUGGGGCACAGCUUCUUGACUGCCCAAAAUAGGAAGGGAAUAGCCAACUUUCCCCCAUCUGACCCUAGGUCCCACCCAUAUCGGGUCAUAGGCUCAUGAUUGCUGUUCAUGCCCUGGCAAACACUGAAGUCUGCUUGCUUUAGGACUGUUUUUUUUAACUUGAUCGGGGAUUUUUUUAGGAUCAAUAUUAUUUCUGUAUUUCAACUACUUAAUCAUCGUGGUAGAAUUUUAUUGAUACUGUAUACUGUAAAUUGUAUACUGCUGUUGGAUAUAUUCUUUGAAUUGUAGUCAAUUUUAUUGGUCAAUUCCACUUGGACCAUGGUACAAUAUUUUCGCUACGACUUCCCUGCGCGUGCAUAUGCAGGGAAAAAAUACUACCAAAGUUAGUAUCGCAGGCCUAGCUACAUUACAUGAAUUGUAUGCAAACUGUAAUUUUACCUGCUCAGAUCAAAAUGGCUAAUGUAGAUGCCAUUACAAUACCAGCCUACUAUUACUAAUUGUUAAACUGAGUAAUUAGUAUUAGAAUAUGGCAGUAUUUUGUACAGAGAAGCCGUAAUACUUUUACUCAUAACUUUGGCAGUAGUAAGUCAAUUCCAGUAAAAUGAUUAACUCAUCAUUUUACAGUGAUGUGAAGAAUAUAAGUAUAUUAAAAAUUCAUUUUUUGGUCACAAUGCUGGUUUUUGGGAUGACAAUGAGAACAAUAUAAGAUAUGACAACAGCACUUUAAAAUAUAUGACAACCAACUAUAAAAUUUAUUAGUUUUAGCUUUCAUCCACACAGUUUAUGAUUAUAGUAGUCUUUAAAGUACUGUUGUUCUUAUAUUAUACAAAAUAUUGAUUGACAGGGCAAAAGUACUAUACAGUACUAGAAUUAUUGAACUAUCUUUCAAACCUGCCUCAUAGGAGUGAUGGUUGAAGUUAUUACACGCUUUUUAACCAAUCAGAUGCCUAGAAUAACUAUUAAUUAGGUACUGUAAUAUCAUUGGUCAAUUCACCCUGGUAAGGGAUGCGGUAGUUAUUACUACUUUCAUGCACAUGCCAAGUUUAUACAUGCGUGGGAAAAAAAAUUACUACCCAAAAUCGACUACUGCACACCUGCCUACCUGAACUGCGUAAUUUUACCUGCACAGAUCAACAUGGCUGAUGUAGAGGAACGGUUUGUUGUUUAAUAUUUAUGAGGUACAGUAAAAAAUACAACAUGCUUGUAAGCAGUGAAUACCACUUCCCUCAGUGGAAAUAUAAUACAGUUACUACAGUUACAAAUUCAAAAUUAUAAACAAAAAAUAUUUUGUUAUAUUUUUUAUUUUCUCUUGGGGGAUGAUCGCCCCUUCGCCACCCUUCAAUCUACCGCAAAAUUUAACUUUAAAAAAAAAUGUACUAACAAACUUUUACAGACAUGCAUGUUUUAACAUUUUAUUAAAAUGGGCAGUAAAAUCACUGAUAACUUUAACAAAUACUUGCAUAUUAGUAACAAAGCAAGAAAUGUGUUAAAAAAUUAAUCACAAGCAACUCUAUAUUUUAUAUAUAUUUGACCUCAUUGUUGUUGAUGUCGGUAUUGCAAGGGAUUUUGCUACAUCGGAGGAAAAUAAAGACUUAACAUUGUUACAGAAAACAA